Molecule: messenger RNA, 2177 nt
Organism: Ictalurus punctatus (channel catfish)
Lineage: Eukaryota; Metazoa; Chordata; Actinopteri; Siluriformes; Ictaluridae
Gene: fam169b
Product: family with sequence similarity 169 member B
Exons: 9
Coding region: 42-1013 (323 amino acids)
Source: RefSeq, a predicted model, not a curated record
UUCACAAGUCGAACGAUUUCAAAGGUUAUUGUGCCUUCAAAAUGGAUUCCAACUCUAACUUGCCUGUCGAAAAUCUAGUGAAUUCCCACCCAGUGGACCUGCCAUGUCUGGAUUAUGAUGCAUUGUGCCCUGUCUCUAACUACCUAUCAAGUCUGGAGUCAGGCAGGAAGUCAUUUCACCUUCCCAGUGGAGCAGAGGUAAAAGUAACUCAUGACAAUAUAGGAAAGCUCAGGCUGUUUGGGGAGGAUGAACCACCUCAUUACCUUCUUGCCCUCCAUUUACCAGGAGAUGAAACCCAAGUGGUUGCCAUAUACUUGCAUCACAAAUGGUGGCCCAUCAGUGACGUUUUGAAGACAUCCAGCAAAUCCAGAAAUGGUCUUGUAUUUGUGGAGUCAGUGAUGGAGAGAGUUAUACUGUUCCUGCUAAGUCAGAUUGUGUUUGGAAUGUUGGAAAGGUCUCAGGAAGAACACAUAUAUUUCUCAACUCAUCCUGUGUCAGAAUAUGGCAAAAUCUUCUGGCAAGAUGGAGAAGCAGUUGGCUUUUACACUGUUAAAAAGAAAGGAAGCCUGUGCAAUAGAUGCACUAGUCAGAGUUACCUUCUCCCUGUGCUGGACACUGUGUUUGUGCGCCGCCACUGGAGGAGGAAUGGCCUAGCCAUGCAGAUGCUCCAGGAUUUCUGCAAGUCCAUGCCCACAGAUAGGGUGCUGGGCAUUAGCUACCCCAUAUCUCCCAGUAUGUAUGGAGUAUGCAAGAAGUACCUAGAGACUCACCAGGAACAAAGGGAGCGACUCUACGAAGUGGAGGCUCCUGGGAAUUGGAGUCAGAGACGCAACGUGUGGUUGAGCAUACUAGUCCAGCACCAGCCAACACACAGUGAGCAUGCUCUAGUGAUGAUGAUGAGAGUCCACACAUCACACAAUCUACUGACAAACAGCUCACAUGCAAUAAAGGGAAGACGAGCAUGCCACGACUCACAGGCACUGAACCAAGCAUGUACCGGACAAGAUAUGUAGAGAAGCAACUAACUGACCGGGCUGGGACACCACAGAAGUGUAAAAAAGCCAAGAUAUCCUAGUAUAUUCUGUUUUACUGAAUGGGUCUAGAUGUGGAAGGCCUAUGAACAAGCUAUACUUUGUCACUGUUAUGCAUCAGUCUCAGGGAUGUGUAGUUGCAGUGCAAUAUAAAACUCUGAUUGCAGGAGUAAUGGAGUGUAUGAUGGAAUGGUGAUUUUCAAGGUCUUGAAAAUGCAUGGUGUGUUCCCUGUAAACAUGAAUAGCGCUCACAACUGUGUUAGUAUGAUACAGAAUUGACUGUUUAAACAGUGUCCAAAAAUCUAUAUUAAAAAUAGAAAAUAAAAAAAUGUAAAAAAAUAAAUAAAUAAAUACAUUUUAUUUAAAAACCCUUGAGCUGGUCAAUAAUACCUAUCUCUAGUGUUUUAAUAAAGAUCAACGCAGUGUUUGCUACUAUUAACUUUUGAGUAAAUCCUCUUUUUAUACUUAUUACUGUUAAUUUUAUUUCCCACUUACCUUAUGGAGCAUCCGAAAGGAAAAGACAGUAAUCAGAUACAGAAAUUUCAAGGUCAUUUGUCAAGAACAAAAACGUUCAAAUUCCAUUUCAAACAAAACUACACCAACUACAGCUGUAAUGGGAGUUGACAGAUGCAUAGCAUUACAAAAUACUGAAUAACAAUAACAUUUAAACUAAUCUGUAACCAUAUUAGUUGUCAGCUAGAGCUUAAUGUAUCUUCUCUCUUUUCUAACAUAAAGGUGUCAUGUGGAAAACUCUUAACCUAAGCCUAAGAAAGAAUUCAUGAGAAAACAUCUGACUUUUUUUUAUUUUAUGCUCUAUUUCUACAUCUGGAAGUGUUUUCCUUUUGAGAAAAACAAAUUAACUUUCAACUCACACGGUCUGUUUCCAAGUGUUCAGGACGUUGUGUAUAAUCUCCCUGGUGAAGCCGAUUCAAUGUUGUUAAAAAAAAAAAAAAAUGCAUUUUUAUCAAUCUAGAUUCAGACUUGGCAUUCAAAUCCCAGAUUUGUUCACCUGAAAACAAUAGAUAAUACUGUUUAUUCACCACAUAUAAAGCACAUAUUUGAGAUACUGUUUUUUCUUACUCACUUCCAAAAUGUAUGAGUGUUUUUAAUUUUGUGUUAUUUAAAAUAAAUGUAUUUAUUAUAAAA